Molecule: messenger RNA, 5417 nt
Organism: Zootoca vivipara (common lizard)
Lineage: Eukaryota; Metazoa; Chordata; Lepidosauria; Squamata; Lacertidae
Gene: SLC43A3
Product: solute carrier family 43 member 3
Biological process (GO): transmembrane transport
Molecular function (GO): transmembrane transporter activity
Source: RefSeq, a predicted model, not a curated record
AGGUAUGUUGCAACUGUUGGCAUGUUGCAACUGUAAUUCUUACUGUGCAAUGCAAAAUGCAAAAAUCAAGUCUAAACAUACUGUUGCUUGGUAAACUGAUGCACAUGUACCAUUCUCUGUAGGGCUCUUAACACAGAAGGAAUUGCACCACCUUUGUAGUAAUCAGGAAAAUGCAAAUAUCCUGGAAUUGUUUGGUAUGGAGAUAUGGGUGGAAAAGUAGAGUGGGCAACUUGCUGCGUAAUUAUUUAGUGGACGAUAUAUGCAUUAAAUUCUCAGUUGCAGAUAUGAAGCAACCUAACCCCUUGACUUUUUGUUAUCUAGUUUGUGAUGCUUGCAGCCUGGGUUAUAUUGCGAGCCCAUGCGCUAAACCCUGUCCCUGGAGCCUACCCCCCAGGAAUGAGACAUGACAACAAUGUAUGGGUUUAAAUUAGGCCACAACUUAAUCGAAUUUCAGGUGUAGGAACCUUGGCUUAGGCCUUGGAAGGUAUCCCUCUCAUACCUGACAGGGGCUGAGGAUGCGCAGGGCAGCCAGGCGUUGUGGGAGGGGACUGUAAAGCGUGGACUUACACAGCGUGCCCUCUCACUUUGCUGAAGCUGGGCGUUUGAUCUUAUGCUGCCGCCCCAGGGCCAGUGACUCCCACAAUCAACCCUUUAAUGGGCCCUGCUAAUGCCGCCACAUGGGGGGUCCAUGAAAAUGCUACCCCCCCCAUCUCAAAGAUGUGACAAAUUGCUACAGGGAAGGCAAAACCUGCCAAUGCAGGGAAAUUCCUUCCCCGUUCCGAACACAGCAACCAUCUUAUGACCAUAGCAGCGCCCGCUGACCUAGGAAGCAAGAGGUUAGCCUGCAAAAGAAGACCGUGUUGUAUUUUAGGGAGGGGUGGGUGAAUCUGGAAAGAAAACAAAGUGAGCCUGGGCCCGAAGAGCACCAGCCUUUUUCCAGCCCUCGCCCCAUCCCCAGCCCGCUGAGAUGGGGACAGGCCGAUCGCAACCCUGUAGCCAAGGUGGGUAGCACCCUGGUCCCGGGAACCCCGGCGCGGUGUCAUAAACCCUGCCCACUUCUUGGAGGGGGUGAGCGGUAAUUGUGUUCUGUGAGGGCAAAAGAGAAUAUCUGGAGAAUUUUCAUGACUGGGUUGCAACAAAGUGGCCUUGAUGGUAGAUGUCACUCCUUUGAGGUAGGUCUGUGUGACAAUGAAGAGCAGAUCAUGGGAAAUAAAUGGUGAGCUGGAUCCACGCUCACAGGCACAAAAGAUUAUAAACUGGCCCAUCACUAUAUAGUGUAGGCAUGGUGAACCUUUGGUCUGCCAGGAGUUGCUGAAGUACAUCCCUAUCCAUUGGCCAUGCUUGGGAGUUGUAGUUUAGCAAUGUCCAGAGGGCCAAAGGUUACUCACAUUUGCCCUACAGAGUGAAGGGUUGCACUGUUCCCCUCCUCAACGCAUCCCUAUGUAGUCUCCGUUAGGAUAGUUCACAGUAAAGCACUAUGAAUUGUGUACACAAAUUCAGUGUUUUUUAAAUUCAUUACCUUGGUAGAUUGACUUAAAACUUUAUUUGGUCAUCAUUAUGUUUCCUUUGGAAACUCCUCUUUAAGAGAGUUGGGAUGCCCAUCACACACCAGGUCAAUACAGUCCUACUUCCUGAAGUCCCAGUGCUGUGAACAGUCAAGAUAGUAUGUAGUUUCUGUGGAAAAGGCAGAGUUUGCAGAUCUUUAUCUCCGAGAUACCUGGACCACUUUGGAAUCCAAAAUAGCUUGGAUCCAAGGCAGUCUGCUGUGUAGCUUCCUGGCUCCGAAGCUCUGGAACAGUGUUAGAAUCUUGGGAAGUCUCCUAAGGUGUUCUUAAAAUAUAUAUUUUGUAACCUUGUCCUACUUCUUCAUUAACUGAAAACAACAGACAGAAAAGAGGCAGGAAGUAGGGAAGGGAUAUGCGUAUAAUUCUGUGACUUGCAGUUCUAGCUUCCAGUCAAGGUAUGACUUUUACCAGGUCUCUCCUUUCACUUCCAAUUGCACUGCUUUUGGGAGGAACUCUGCCACCUACCUGUAAAUCCUUACCAGUUUUUUUGCUUUCUGUGACUUUAGGGCAAAUGGAGCAGUAAAGAAUCUAAGACUUUGUCUAAGACUAAGUCUUUGAGGCUUUACAAAGACUUGUUUUGUUCAUUCCUUCUGUUUUGAUUUUACAUUAUAUUUGAAAAUCAAUUAAAAAUGCAAACAAUAUACUGAUUUUUAUUCAAAAUUCCCUAACCUCUGUGUCUAUUCUUCUGCAAAUGUUUCAGGGGAUGUAGCUUAAGGGCACAUUAUAUGACAUGUUUAUACAAAGUACCCACAAAACCACAGGGCAGGGCAUCAAACCUUUUAAAAUGAUUUCAAACUUGUCAUCUAAUGCAGGUGAAUUCAUGUAGUACUGACUCGCAGAUGUACAAGGGCACAGCUAUAAUUCUUUUGUCUAUGGGAAAAUAUAUGUAGCUGUGCCCUUGUGCAUCUGCUAUGUGGAGAGCUGAGCCCUCCAACCCAUUUGAGCUUGACAUCUCAUUUUGAUUUAAACAAUCCCAAGAGAAAUAGCAGUAAGCUAAAGGGGCGCAUCCAGCAGUAAUUCAUUGGUGACCUCUAAGGCAAAUGCUAUUGAGAUCAUAGCCUUGUAAAUGAAACUGGAGGAAUUUCUGCAAGAGGUUCUCUUCUGCCUGUGGGAUCUUUUGUGGACUGCAGUGUCAGGCCCAAGGCAUUUUGCAGCCUGAGGCAGAGUGGCAAACAGCACCCCUCUCCCCAGGUCAAGGUGCCUAGUAUUCAAGGUUGGCUGAGUUAUUUUGGCACCUGCAGCAGAAAAUCCCACAAGUACUUCUCCCUGCCCCACUCCCCGGCACUAAAAAAAUAACCAUAAUAAAUUAAGCACUGUAACUAAUUUGUUGCCCAUUUAUGAUUCUCUGUCAAGUGCCCUGCCCAUCAUUACAUAACGGGUUGCUAGCGUAGUCAAGUGGCUGAGAUAAGGAGCAGAGGGAUUGCAGACGUCUGGGUCUGGGUAGAUACUGUAGGAACGGAGAAUUUGUCUACUCCACAUAUUGUAGACCUAAGGGAAAGGUGCGGAGAAGCAGCAAAACCAGGGGAAAGUUUUGGCAGUUGUUAGAUUUGGAGGGAGGUUAGCUCUGAUGAGCAGAAGGCAUUCUGAACCUGCUUAGAGCACCUCCACAUACAUGCCAACUGCCCCUCUUUCUGUUCUAGCCCCUGGAUCAGAAAAGGAAUUUCCUCAGGAUCAACAGGGAAGUGCCAUGGAGCAUCGGGGCUCAGGCAUGGCCAAACGUCUGGCCACACUACUCUCAGGUCUAGUGGAAUGCAUGUGCUUUGCCGGUGUCAUUUUUGGAUGGGCAUCCCUAGUGUACGUCCUCAAGGAUAUGCACUACUUUGAGGAUCUGUGUAUGUCUGCAGCUGCCAAUCAAACAAGCAAUGCCACAGGCUGCAGUGCUCAGGAUGAGCAGUUUUCCCUCAUCUUCACCAUUGGCUCCUUCAUGAACAACUUCAUGACCUUCCCAACAGGCUACAUCUUUGACCACUUUGGUACCACAGCAGCACGUCUUCUUGCCAUAUCUGCCUACACCACUGGUACUCUCCUCAUUGCAUUUUCCUCAGCAGCCACUGCGCUGAUGCUGUUCCCAGCAGUGACGUUUCUCUCUGUCGGUGGGAUCCUCUUUAUCCUCACCAACAUGCAGAUUGGGAAUCUGUUUGGAAAACACCGCUCAACCAUUAUUACCCUCUACAAUGGGGCCUUUGACUCUUCCUCUGCAGUUUUUCUUGUCAUCAAGCUGCUGUAUGAACAAGGCCUCUCGCUGAGAAUCAUGUUCCUCUUCAUGUCUGCUUGCAGUGCCUGGCACUUGAUCCGUACUUUCUUUCUGAUGCCCCGCAGCCAUAUUCCGUAUCCACUGCCCCCAGGAUAUACAUAUGGAGUGAGCUGUCACAAGAGGUCCCGUUCAUAUCGCACCUAUGAGGAGCAACGUAGCCCCAAAGUCCUGGAUGAGAAUGAUGCAGAGGACUCGGAUAAUCUGCAUGCUGAACCAGCACUCGAAGAAAAUUCCACCAACAAAGGGUUGGUUGGCAUAGGAGAUGCUGAGACUGCAGCAAACCUCAAGGCUCCAGCUGUUGUUUCCUUCCGGAGCUGUGUCUUCUCCAAACUCUUUUUUUGGCAUCUGGUGUGGCUGUCGGUGAUGCAGCUGCGACACUAUCUCUUCAUUGGCACCCUCAACUCCAUGCUGACACAGCUGGCUGAUGGAGACCCCACCCUUGUGAGCAGCUACACCAAUGCUUUUGCCUUCACCCAGUUCUGUGGAGUCAUCUGUGCCCCCUGGAAUGGGCUUAUCCUGGACCGUCACAAACGUGGACAUAAAAAGGAAGGGAGUUUGCAAGGGGUGCCAGAUUCCCUUGCAGACCUGCGUUCCUGUGUGCUGUCACUGGUCAUUACAGUGUUGCAGUGCGUGGCCUUCUCAAUUUGUGCCUCUAUUCCGGUGCUGCCUGUGCAGUACGCCACGUUUAUCCUGCAGGUUCUGAGCCGCUCCUUCCUCUACGGGGGCAAUGCUGCCUUCUUAUCCAUUGCCUUCCCUUCGGAACACUUUGGGAAACUCUACGGCCUGGUGAUGGGGCUCUCAGCCGUGGUGUCUCUCCUGCAAUACCCCUGCUUCUCGCUCAUCAGCGGCCCACUCAACGGGGAUCCCUUUUAUGUGAAUAUUGGUCUCAUAGUCCUAAUAUUUCUGGCUUUGGUCAACCCAGUGAUGGUGUGGUUGGAGUGCAAGCGGCGGCAGAAGGAACAGUACAUCGCAGGCUCCCCAACCUUAACUGCAAGCAAGAAGGAAGGCCUGGAGUCUUCUAUCUGAGCCCUUCACUGUGUAGACUUUGGGAAUCUCUCCUAUCAAAAGGGAACCUUAAGAAGAUUUGAAAAGGGAACUGAGGAAGAACCCUCCUCUCUCUCUGAGCUUCAUUCCCAGCAAAAUCUGGUCACAGUCCAACACAGUCAGGUGUGCUUAAGUCCCUUGAAACAAAUGGACUUAAACAUAUCUGUGUUACCAAACCACAGUUUAUUGCUCCCUCUCUCUAGAGUGUUAUUUUUCUAGGAAUCAAACCUAUAUUGUAUCCUCCUAGUGUGGGAAUUUAGGUUGUAUUUCACUUACAUUUAUUUUGUUUAAUGACAGAGCUAUAUUUUUGUGAAUCAUACAAACACGCCAGUAUUAAGAGCAGGUACCAAGUUAGGAUGUUUAAUAUGUCAGAAAAUGCAACUCUUUAAAGUGGAAGUCUUAACAUUUUUGUCUCCCAUUAAGUUUUUGAAUUAGUUGAAAAACAGUCUACCCUCAUUGUUUUGAAUUAUUAAAUAGAUAUAUUUGAUGUUGGUUUUUAAGAACCAAAGUCCAUUACACAGCUUGGGAGAUAUUCCUUCAAAGAAAUAAUUUUU